Molecule: messenger RNA, 1830 nt
Organism: Bicyclus anynana (squinting bush brown)
Lineage: Eukaryota; Metazoa; Arthropoda; Insecta; Lepidoptera; Nymphalidae
Gene: Tbce
Product: tubulin-specific chaperone E
Exons: 7
Coding region: 92-1741 (549 amino acids)
Biological process (GO): protein folding
Molecular function (GO): alpha-tubulin binding
Source: RefSeq, a predicted model, not a curated record
CAAUAAUACAUUGUAAUCUUUGGACGUAGCUUCCGAAAAAUAAGUCUGUUUUCAUUUUGAUAAACAUUCUUUUUUCGAAAACAUAAAAAGAAUGGUGGGCGCGAUGCCUGUUGAUUUGAUACCGAAAUUUUGCAACGGUGCCAUGGACAGCCUGAACGGCGGCGACGAUUGUGAAUACCAAGUGUCUGUAGGAAGUCGUGUGAAGUGCAGUGAUGAUUUUGGUACGGUGAAGUAUAUUGGGGAGGUGCAUGGGUACAAAGGCAUUUGGUAUGGAGUAGAGUGGGAUAACGCCGACAGGGGAAAGCAUGACGGCAUCGUAGAGGAUGUGCAGUACUUCAAAACGACCAAACCAGGUGCUGGUUCAUUCAUACGUCCCAACAAAAUUGCUCCAUUCAAAACUUGUGCUGAAGCCAUCCGAAAGUAUUAUGGUGAUAGAGAGGAUGAGACUGUGGCGGCUCAUCGCAGGACCGUCAUCAAUGAGUGGAAACGUGAGAUGGGUGCACCGUUCAUUGAGAUGGUCGGCUUUGAGAAGAUACAUCAAAAACAGAAGUUCGACCGGCUGCUCGAAGUGUGUGUCCGUGAUCAGAACGUGUCCAAGGCAGGGGACGUGGCGCUGCUCUGUCCCAACGUGAGGAGUCUGGACGUGUCGCAGAACCUGUUCUCCAACUGGCGCGAGGUGAUCCAGCUGUCGGCGCAGCUGCCUGAUCUUAGAGAGUUGGAUCUGAGCAAAAACCGUAUGGCCAUAGACAUGCCAGAGGAGACACUUGCCAAAUUGUCAAUCAAUUUCGCCAACUUGGAGAAACUGAACAUAUCAGUCUGUGAUUACGAAUGGUCGGAUAUUCUCGCUCUAUCGCAUCUAUGGCCGAAUAUCAAUGAAAUUAUCGCAGCUUUCAACAGAAUAAAGACUAUAAACGCACCUGACGUCACUUUAAAUACUCUGGCAGUUUUAAGAUUAGACGGAAACCCCAUAGAAUCAUGGUACGAAGUCAUGAACCUCGGCAGGUUAAAGAAUUUGAAGGUGCUGAGUUUGAAUGACUGUCACAUUGAACAUAUAAGGUUUAAUGAAAAUGGAUACGGCAAGUUGGACAUUUUUGAAAGUUUGGAGGUUAUGUUUUUGAACAGAAAUAGAAUUAAUGAUUGGAGAUCGGUCAGCGAACUAAACAAACUGAAGUGUUUGAAAAAACUAUAUUUCCUCAAGAACCCAGUACAGAACAAUGAAGACUAUGACACUGUUUCUCAACUUAUCAUCGCUAAAAUUGGAAACCUGCAGGAAUUGAAUGGGUCAAUAAUAACUCGUGAACUACGUCGAGGCGCAGAGUACGACUACAUGAAACGCUACGGGGCGGAGUGGAAGGCGGCUCAGAGCGACUCACAGAAGAAAAUGGCGUUCGAUUUAGAGCAUUGUCGCUUCCAGGAGCUUGUUAACAAAUACGGCAUUCCAGACGACAGCUUGCUAGUCAAACAACCAAAAACCACCACACUCACCUCACAGUUACUAGAAAUAACGUUAAGGGACGAGAACGGGAAGUCGUUGAAAAAGAAAUUCCCCUCAACAAUGGCGGUACAGAAACUGGUAACACUGGCGCAAAGACUUUUCUCGAAGGGCAACACCGGGACACCAACUCUGCAUGUCGUUGAUGAACAAAUGAAAGGCGCUGAAAUCACAUUGGAUAAUGUUAUGAAAGAUCUAGCAUUUUUUUCCAUUAAAAAUGGCGACACAAUCAUCAUCAGAUUCAUAUAAUGUGCUAAUUUUAACACCUGUUAUUGGCAACACAAAUCGUAUUUAAUAAAAUGAAAGCGUAUAUUUAAAUUCAAACAAAAAAAAAACAA